CGACUGUGCUAUAUAAACUGCUCGAGUUGCGCUUGCCACCGCUCAAGCAGACCUCUACCUCCUUCUCAUACUGCAUCAUUGACUCAAGCCGGACCCGCACCUCCGCGAAGACCAUGAAACUCAACUUGGAAGGGUUCACCGCACAUCUAUGCUGCGAUGGCGUGGAGCUCGAAACGUACGAUGUUCAGAAAGAAGACGCCAAGACCGUAACGUGCUGGAUUUCUAGCGAGGAGGGAAAGACGUUCACGCUUCACUGGGGUGAAGAAGCUGCUGCGACGACGGCGAAAAUCGACGGGUAUGUUGACGGCCGUCAUGUGUGUAGCUCGGCAUUUUACGACCAAGCCGAGGGUCGUUGCAAGAGUCUCUACACCGCAGGCCAGGAACGACCGUUCGUGUUCUCGCCAUUGAUUCUCACCGACGAUAUCCUGGUGUCAUCCAAAGUGGAUGAGGAGCUUGGCUCCAUCCGCAUCACCAUGACGCGUGCUCAAAGCUUUCUCAUUACCGAUGUACCUCACCCUGGGUACAAGGUGGCGGAAAUUGGAGCUGUACACGAGAAGAGCAAGAAGGCGGGCGUGCAUGCAGUUUCUUUCGGAGAAGUCAAGGCGGCUGAAGUCGUGAAGUCUUGCACGGCAGUCGGACUUGAAAAGGAGCCAUUUGCGAUCUUCAAGUUCCGAUACAGACCGCUAGAACUCCUGAGAGCGAACGGUAUCGUGCCGCUUCCUCCCCAGGACAAGAAGGGCAAGAAGCGAUCUCUUGACGUUCCGGAUGAUGACCUCGGCGCAGGCCCCAGCAGUAAACGUGCGCGCGGGCAUAGUGUGGUCAAGCCCGAGUUUGAUGAAGACGAUGACGAUGACGCCGAGGACGAUGUUGUGUUCCUCCAAGAACAACUCGCUAUGAUUCAGAAACGCCUAGCAGACGCGCAAGCUGCGAAGAGGACCAAGACCAUUGUGAAGCGGGAGACGUCCCCCAUCAUCGUCCCGUCCUCAAUCAGCGACGAGGUCAUCGAUCUGACGUGACGCGCCCUCCUUCCCUCUCGUGUCCGAGCUGGUUGUGUGAUGCCGUUCACGCCAUUUCUUCUCCGGGUUCUUCUGUUGUUGGGUUUAUUGUUAUCGCUGUUGAGCCUUUGCGCCUCUCAUACCUCCCGAACACCCUACGUCUUUCCUGCAUAAUGUGUUUUCGUUUCCAUACCCCCUCCAGUUUAAUGUUUAGGUUACAGCAAAUUUGAUAUGGAUCCGCC
Molecule: messenger RNA, 1237 nt
Organism: Trametes versicolor FP-101664 SS1
Lineage: Eukaryota; Fungi; Basidiomycota; Agaricomycetes; Polyporales; Polyporaceae
Exons: 6
Coding region: 114-1016 (300 amino acids)
Source: RefSeq, a predicted model, not a curated record